ACAAAUUUCACACGGCUCCCCCUCGCUGCGACGAGUUCAUUACGGUGGCGUAGGUCGCCGUUGAGAGUUUCUAUUUCGGCUCAUUUUGCCCUGCAGCGGCUGACGCGGACGCAUGCGCCUACUCCGAGGGUUUUCUGAGGUUUCCUCCGCCGCCACUCCCGUCGUGGAUUGAUCCUGCCGUCGCCCUGCUGCACGGGAUCAUGGUCACUCCACCUCUCGACCGGGAGGACGCAGAGGUGCUUGUACCGCGGCAGGAGAUCGCCGAAGGACCCCAGCCAAUGGAAGUUUCUCAGAGCGAGGCCUCAAGUACUGCUGAGAACCAUCAGGUGGAGGAACCUGCUUCUUCUAGUUUUACUUGGGCAAUCAGUAACUUUUCGAAGUUGAACACCAAGAAACUCUACUCGGACAUUUUUAUAGUAGGUGGUUACCAGUGGAGAGUGCUUAUUUUCCCAAGAGGUAAUAAUGUUGAGUACUUGUCUAUGUACCUGGAUGUUGCUGAUUCAGCGAACCUACCUUAUGAUUGGAGUAGAUAUGCACAGUUCGGUCUGUCUGUGGUCAAUCAAAUUCAUAAUAAGUACUCAAUAAGAAAAGAUACCCACCACCAAUUUAAUGAACGAGAAAGUGAUUGGGGGUUUACUUCAUUUAUGCCUUUGACUGAAGUUAAUGAUCCAAGUAGAGGAUUUUUACUGAAUGAUACUCUUGUAGUUGAAGCUGAGGUCAUUGUAAAAAGGAUCAUUGAUUACUGGUCUUAUGAUUCUAAAAAGGAGACAGGUUAUGUCGGUCUUAAGAAUCAGGGAGCUACCUGUUACAUGAACUCUCUUUUGCAGACUUUGUAUCAUAUUCCUUAUUUCAGGAAGGCUGUAUAUCACAUGCCUACAACUGACAAUGAUAUGCCAUCAGCAAGUAUUCCGUUGGCCCUGCAGAGCUUGUUUUAUAAGCUGCAAUACAAUGAUAGCAGUGUUACUACUAAAGAGUUGACAGAUUCAUUUGGGUGGGAUUCAUAUGAUUCUUUUAUGCAGCAUGAUGUUCAAGAACUCAAUAGGGUUUUGUGUGAGAAGUUGGAAGACAAAAUGAAGAGGACUGUUGUUGAGGGAACAAUACAACAAUUGUUUGAAGGUCAUCACACAAAUUACAUAGAAUGCAUCAAUGUUGAUUACAAGUCCAACAGAAAAGAGUCAUUUUAUGAUCUUCAGCUUGAUGUCAAAGGUUGCCAAGAUGUUUAUGCUUCCUUUGAUAAGUUUGUUGAAGUUGAACAUCUUGAAGGGGAUAACAAAUACCAUGCAGAACAGUAUGGCUUACAGGAUGCCAAGAAAGGUGUCCUCUUUGCUGAUUUCCCCCCUGUUUUGCAACUUCAGCUUAAACGGUUCGAAUAUGAUUUUAUGCGAGAUGCAAUGAUCAAGAUUAAUGACCGUUAUGAAUUCCCACUUCAAUUAGAUUUGGAUCGAGAUAAUGGCAAAUAUCUUUCCCCAGAUGCGGAUAGAAGGAUUCGCAAUCUAUACACACUUCAUAGUGUGCUUGUUCACAGUGGUGGAGUGCAUGGUGGUCACUACUAUGCUUUUAUUAGACCAGAUCUUUCUGAACAAUGGUUUAAAUUUGAUGAUGAGCGGGUGACAAAGGAAGACAUGAAGAGGGCGAUAGAGGAACAAUAUGGUGGUGAAGAGGAGGUAAUUAUUGUCACUAUUAUGAGCCCUUCUUUUCUCGGUUUCAUUUAUCAAUUUCUUUCUUUAACUCUAUUUCAUUUUCAGUUACCACAGAUGAAUCCUGGCUUCAAUAACACUCCUUUCAAGUUUACAAAGUAUUCAAAUGCAUACAUGCUUGUAUAUAUCCGUGAGAGUGAUAAAGACAAAAUAAUGUGUAAUGCAGAUGAGAAGGACAUAGAAGAACACCUUAGGAUAAGGUUGAAGAGAGAACAAGAAGAAAAAGAACAACAGAAGAAAGAGAAAGCAGAGGCUCAUCUGUAUACUAUUAUCAAGGUGGCACGAGACAAGGACAUGAAAAAGCAAAUAGGAAGGGAUAUUUUCUUCGACUUGGUUGAUCAUGACAAAGUUCAUAGCUUCCGCAUUCAGAAACAGUUGCCCUUCAGUGUUUUCAAGGGGGAGGUUGCCAAACAAUUUGGUGUACCUGUUCACUUUCUGCGAUUUUGGUUGUGGGCUAAACGACAGAACAACACAUACCGCCCAAACAGGCCUUUAAGUACUCAAGAAGAAGCACAAUCUGUUGGGCAGUUGAGGGAGGUAUCUAAUAAAAUACAGAAUGCUGAGCUUAAGCUAUUCCUAGAAGUAGAACUUGGACUGGAUUUACACCCUUGUCCUCUACCUGAUAAAACGAAGGAAGACAUAUUGCUUUUCUUUAAGCUUUAUGACCCUGAGAAGGAAGAGCUUAGAUAUGUUGGAAGAUUGUUUGUGAAGGUGCUUGGAAAACCUGCAGAUAUACUGUCAAAACUGAAUGAAAUGGCUGGCUUUUCACCAAGUGUCCAAAUUCAGCUUUACGAGGAAAUAAAAUUUGAGCCAAAUGUGAUGUGCGAAUGUGUUGACACUAAUGUUCCUUUCGAUUCUAGCCAGCUGGAAGAUGGUGAUAUUAUAUGUUAUCAGAAAUCGUUUCCAUUGGGAAGCAAUGAUCAAAUCCGUUAUCCUGAUGUUCCAUCUUUUUUGGAAUAUGUACGUAAUCGACAGGUGGUUCAUUUUCGAUUGUUAGAGAAGCCAACAGAAGAACAUUUUAGCAUAGAGUUGUCAAAGCUUGAUUCAUAUGAUACUGUUGUAGAAAAAGUAGCAUACCAAAUUGGUCUGGAUGAUCCAUCAAAAAUCCGACUUACACUGCAUAACUGCUACUCUCAGCAGCCUAAACCUCAACCCAUCAAAUUUAGAGGGGUGGAUCAUCUGUCUGACAUGCUUGUCCAUUUGUCCCUGAGUUCUGAUAUACUGUACUAUGAAGUACUCGACAUACCAUUACCUGAACUGCAAGGUUUAAAAACUCUGAAAGUUGCAUUUCAUCAUGCCACUAAGGAUGAGGUUGCAAUUCAUAGCAUAAGGUUGCCAAAAAAUAGUAUUGUUGCUGAUGUAAUCAAUGAUCUAAAGACAAAGGUUGAUCUUUCACAUCCUAAUGCUGAUCUUCGAUUGAUUGAGGUUUUUUAUCACAAGAUAUACAAGAUUUUUCCUCCUGAUGAGAAAAUAGAGAACAUAAAUGAUCAGUAUUGGACAUUGCGUGUAGAGGAAAUUCCAGAGGAAGAGAAGAACCUUGGUCCCCAAGAUCGAUUAAUUCAUGUAUACCAUUUCAUGAAAGAUUCAAUUCAGAAUCAGAUGAUUCAGAACUUUGGGGAACCCUUUUUCAUGGUUAUUCGUGAAGAUGAAACUCUAGCUGAAGUGAAAGUACGUAUUCAAAAGAAACUUCAAAUUCUAGAUGAAGAAUUCUCUAAGUGGAAGUUUGCAUUUGUGUCUACGGGUCGUCCAGAUUACUUGCACGAUUCAGAUUUGAUCUCAGUGUGUUUUCAGAGAAGAGACGUUUAUGGAGCUUGGGAGCAGUACCUUGGUCUAGAACACUCAGACACUUAUUCAAAAAAGGCAUAUUCAGCAAAUCAGAAUCGUCAUACUUUUGAUAAACCAGUAAGAAUCUACAACUAAGGUCUCUGGGUUGCAAUCUUCUUCCAACUCAAAGAAUGUCAAUGCCGAAGUUAUAGCAUGAAAGGCCGUUGAGAUCCUUGAUCUGAAGGCAGCACACUACCUGCCUGCUUGACAGCACUCUCAGCCAGGUUUGAGGCAACCAUGAAACUGGAACUAUGCUUUCAUUAAUGAUCAUCUCUUUGGACUUUUUAUGUCCUCGUUUGCCAAGGUCACCAAUUUGGUUGCAAUUACUUUUUUUUUUUAUUGAAACAUGAUGCCUAAAGAAGAUUAGAAGAAAAUCUACAAAAAAUGCUGGUCCCUUCUUUUUUUAUUCUUGUCUCUGCUGUAAAGGGGGUGUAUAUAUGGUGGUUGGUGUUCAUAGUAAUGCGUGGUUAUGUAAAAAGAAUCGCUGUCCCUUUUUAAUGCCACAUUGUUCCUGAUAA
Zingiber officinale is the source of this 4039-nucleotide messenger RNA. Its product is annotated as ubiquitin C-terminal hydrolase 13-like. Gene Ontology annotation, molecular function: cysteine-type endopeptidase activity; cysteine-type deubiquitinase activity; protein binding. The record is from RefSeq and is a predicted model, not a curated record. The coding region runs from base 201 to 3617 and encodes 1138 amino acids. Gene Ontology annotation, biological process: regulation of protein stability; protein deubiquitination. Lineage: Eukaryota; Viridiplantae; Streptophyta; Magnoliopsida; Zingiberales; Zingiberaceae. Gene Ontology annotation, cellular component: cytosol; nucleus. The transcript has 31 exons.